Manis pentadactyla (Chinese pangolin) is the source of this 4293-nucleotide messenger RNA. RefSeq names its product G protein-coupled receptor 183 (gene GPR183). The coding region runs from base 2682 to 3767 and encodes 361 amino acids. Gene Ontology annotation, biological process: G protein-coupled receptor signaling pathway. Gene Ontology annotation, molecular function: G protein-coupled receptor activity; oxysterol binding. Lineage: Eukaryota; Metazoa; Chordata; Mammalia; Pholidota; Manidae. Gene Ontology annotation, cellular component: membrane. The transcript has 3 exons. The record is from RefSeq and is a predicted model, not a curated record.
AGAAUAAAAAAAUCAGAAGCAGAGUUCUUGUUUGAGGUUACAAUUCAAUGUAAACUAAGAAAAUAACUGAUAGGAAUUUUAAUGGCCACAGUUCAUGUCUUAUAUACCAAUAGAAGUUUAAAAAUUCCUUAGACGUUAUUAAUCAUUGUACAGUUUUAAAUGAUGACUAAAUAUUAGACCACAUAUACCCAUAAUACAAAAGCACACAUUUCAGACCACAGUUAUACAGGUUGUUUUGUACAAAAUUUCCAUUGCUAUUUCUAUACACACAGACUUCACAAAAUAUCACAAUGUUAUUAGUCACUGACCAGUUUUUCUCUUUUCCUUAUUUUAAGACAACAUCUGCCCUUUAUACUGUCAACAAUAAUUUAGUUUGACCUUUCUCAUGUCAUGAAUAGCUCACUUCUGGAAGUUCUAUCUGGCUUAAGCUUAUGAGGCUGAAGUACAGAAAAGAGGAACAGGUUGUAAAGAACUCAUUCAUUCCUUCAAUGAAUGCCACUUGUAUUUAUUGAGUAUCUACUAUAUACUCACAACUGUACUUGAUAGAACAAAUACAAUUAUAGAAACCAUUCAGGUCACAAAUGUAGCUCUUCUACAGAAAAGGGCAUUGACUCCACUUUCAUAGUACAACUAAAAUAAUCCUGGUAAUUUUCAACAACAAUAAAUACAAGGUUUGGGAACUCCUGAAAUGAUCUCACACUGAACCUCAACAGCACCUCGUAGGACAAUUACCCCAUCACCUUUUCUUUAUAUACCUGGCUACUCUAAUACCAAAAAAGAAGCAGAUUCAGUUUGCUGGAGCAUUUCCUUUACCUAGUUGAGUUUUUCAUUAUGCAACAAUGUUUACUCAACAAGAAACAUUUCAAAAAUUAAAAAGCAAAAACACCCCACCAGGAUGUCCUUUCAACAAACUGACAAACUUAUCAAUGUUGUCAUCUUUGAGUACUCUUUGAUUCAAAUUUUAAAUGAACUAGUCCUAGAAUAUUUAUCAUAUUUAUCCAUCAAAUCAUAAAAGCUCUGUAUUUCCCUCUCACAGAAUUUUUGCACUAGUAAUUAUCUGGGCAAUCAUUUGCUUCAAUACUUCUAUUUUACAGACAGUGAGGUAGUGGCUCAAAGAAUUCAGGUGAGUUGUUGCUAUUCUGUUUGACAAAGUUUCUUUACAGAUCUUCAACAUUUUAGAGUUUAGAAGAACCUAAUAAACUUCUGAAUGGAAUAAUAGCACUGGAGGGCUAAAGUCAUGAGGCCUAAUCCUGUAGUAGGAGGCCUGUGAGACCUUCAGAAUUACAAAUUCCUACAAAAUGAUUCAAUUUUCUCUACCUCAUCCCUUAACAUAGUCAUCCAAUUUAUGGAAGCAUAUGAGAGGAAGCCUAUUCCACUUUUUCAUGACCCUAAUUUUUGGGAACUACCUUCAUAUUUUCAUUUGAAAGCUGUCCCGGAACUUCCUCUUACUGACCUUCCUCCUAUCUCUGGAAUUAGAAAGACUGACAUAUGUAACCGAAGAGAGCUUUCAAAUGUAUGAGGAUAACAAUCACAUCGUUGCCAAGUAUUAACACUCUCAAGUUUAUUCAGUCAUUUCUCCUAAGACUUAGGACCUAGACCCCUAACCACCGUGGGAUGCUCUAAACCUUCUAUAGAAUGCAGCAUCCAGAGCUGACCAGGAAUGACCAGGUCACCUGUGGAUAAGAACAGAACCUCUCAUGUUCUGACCUCUAUAUGUCUAUUAAUUUAGCCUACAGUAAAUUAUGUUUUGAUAGCCAUGUUACAUCGUUGGCUUAAAGUGAGUCAACUAAAACUAUAAGGUGCACAGUGCGGGUCUUCUACAUCCUGUGAACAGAGGCUGGAUUUUCACUCUAAGAUGCCCCCAUCUGACUCUUCCCUUGUCAUUCAUGUGCCCAUUCACUCGGCCUCCUGCCUGAAAACACUCACUAAUCCCUGUACACAUGCAUCUUUCUCCCACUCACCACAGAAAAUUUUGUUUCUUUCUCAUAAGCUGUUAAGAUACAGAAUGAGUAUACUACUCUCUGCACCAACCUUCCAGGUAGGCAGAAUUAUCAGCAUUGAUGUUUUUUUCUUAAAACUCAUACUUUUACACAGAAUAUGGAUACAAAUCAUCAGUAUCUAUGAUUUUUUUUUCUAGUUAAGGUUUCUUGCUUCAGUCUCUCUCAAAGAACUUUUUUAAUACUUACAUCUUUAUAGAAAAAUUUAUAAAGUUCCAUACAUAUCAGUAAUUGAUAAAUUCCAAGGGGUUUUUGGAUAACUAUUAAAAAAAAACCACUAACAGAAAAAAUUUCACUUCCCAUUAAAAAAAAAAAGUGCACACGCAUAUAUGAGGCUAACUGAUCAUUACUGUGCUCAGUCACAGGGUGACAGAAAAAAAGUCACCACCAUAAAAGGAUGUCUGCAUAAUCUCUCUUAAAACGACGUGCCAAGGUUAACCUACAUCAGUUUUGGGCAAAUACUGACUGCCUCGACACAGCCUGAACAAGCCACUAAGAGCCUAGACUAUUUGGAAACCACAGACUCUCAGUUCUUCAAGAGCAGCAUGGACUAGAGGCCCCUCCCAAGGACUGGAUAGAGUAAGAGACAUGAAGCCCGGUCAUUAGAGAGAAGGGUCCAGAGUGCCUUUAACUUCCUGACAAUCAAUUGCCUCACAUGGAAAGGAGACACCUCAAACACUGCUGAUGGAUAUAAAAAUGGACAACAAUCUUACUACACCCUCUACAGCUCCUCAGGAAAGCAACUGUGAUCUGUACGCACACCACAACACAGCCAUGGUACUGAUGCCUCUGCAUUACAGCAUCGUCUUCAUAAUCGGGCUCGUGGGAAACUUGUUAGCCUUGGUUGUCAUUGUUCAAAACAGGAAAAAAAUCAACUCUACCACCUUAUAUUCAACAAAUUUAGUGAUUUCUGAUAUACUGUUUACUACUGCUUUGCCUACACGGAUAGCCUACUAUGCACUGGGCUUUGACUGGAGAAUCGGAGAGGCCCUGUGUAGGAUAACAGCUCUCGUGUUUUACAUCAAUACCUAUGCAGGUGUGAACUUCAUGACCUGCCUGAGCAUUGACCGGUUCUUCGCUGUGGUGCACCCUCUGCGAUACAACAAGAUAAAAAGAAUUGAACAUGCAAAAGGUAUCUGCAUAUUUGUCUGGAUUCUAGUAUUUGCACAAACACUCCCGCUACUCAUAAAACCUAUGUCAAAGCAGGAGAGUGAAAGGACUACAUGCAUGGAAUAUCCAAACUUUGAAGAGACCGAAUCUCUUCACUGGAUUCUGCUUGGUGCCUGUUUCAUAGGCUAUGUACUUCCACUCAUAAUCAUUCUCAUCUGCUAUUCUCAAAUUUGUUGCAAACUCUUUAAAACUGCAAAACAAAACCCACUAACUGAAAAAUCUGGUGUAAACAAAAAGGCACUCAACACAAUUAUUUUUAUAAUCGUUGUGUUUGUUCUCUGUUUCACACCUUAUCACGUUGCGAUUAUUCAACACAUGAUUAAGAAGCUUCGUUUUCCUGAUCUCCUAGAAUGUAGCCAAAGACAUUCAUUCCAGAUAUCUCUACACAUUACAGUAUGCCUGAUGAACUUCAAUUGCUGCAUGGACCCAUUUAUAUAUUUCUUUGCUUGUAAAGGGUACAAGCGAAAGGUCAUGAAGAUGUUGAAACGUCAAGUCAGUGUAUCAAUUUCCAGUGCCGUGAAGUCAGCUCCUGAAGAAAACUCACGUGAAAUGACGGAAACACAAAUGAUGAUACAUUCUAAGUCUUUAAAUGGAAAGUAAAAAAGGAAUUAAAUCUUGGAUUUGUAGCAAAGUAAACAGUAUGAUGAACUUUGCAGGACUUCUCUUACAAAGUAAAAUGGCUGUUCAACUUCCAAUUAGGAUUCUUUUAAAUUCCUUUCAUUGGGCACUAUUCCCCACCUUUAACUUGGAAAUAAAAUGACAUAUAUGUAUUUUUUACACUCCAGAGAACAUAGAGCAAAGUUCUAAUCUGUAAAUGAAAUACUGUACCAAAAGGGAGCCUAUUUUCAUAGCUCUUAGUAAAGUUCUACAUUCAUGAAAAAUUAAAUCAUUAAUAUUUCCCACCAAUAAUUUGGAAAAAGAUGGUUAAGAUUAUAUAUUGCCAGUGUAAAAAUGUUAAUAUUGUAACAUAUCUCUUUUUUUGAUAAUGUAUUUCUUCAAUCCAUGUUUCCUUCAUUCUUAUUUUAUCUCCUCAAUAACACCAGCUGUUAGUUUGAUUUGUUCUGAGUCCUACCUAAGAUUUUGUCUCAAACAAGUCUUUUGGAAUAAAGAGCACGAUGCCACAAAA